AUGGGAUCACUGGUUCAAAAGGACUUUGAUGACCUUUUCAAAAUUAGAGUCGGAACCCACACGUGGUGUGAUAGAGGUCAUAUUGAUAAUACAUCUAUUGCUUCAAAUUUGCAUCUAAGGCUUGCUUUCCCCCAGAAUCAUGACAGUGCAACUCUACAGCGUGCAGUCAAUGAACAUUUCGAGGUCAAGUUGCUGGAGGAAUGCUCUAGAUGCAAGAAGCUGAAUUAUCAAUCAGAAUUUCUUGAAAAUGCACCCGAGGUCCUUCAGGUCCAACUGAACCGUAUUGAUUUGGUCGGUGGCAAGCUCAUAAAGAUCAAGGACAAGAUCAGGUUCAAGGAGACGCUCAGAUUCAAAGCCAAAAAUUUCCUCCCUCCACUAAGCAACACCCCCGGGGAGGAGCUUCAUUACGGGCUGUCCUCUGUGCAAAUUCACAAUGGUGAGAGCACGGAUGUGGGACACUAUUAUAUUGGUGUCAAGACUAAGGAUAAAACAUGGACCGUGGUCAAUGAUGAAAGCCUUUCGCGUUUCGAUACCUUCGAGGACAUGAUGACUGAUCAGCUCUCGAGAAUUCAACAGCAAGCCUAUAUCUUUACAUACCGCCGACUACCAACCAACCCAGCUUUGGGUGAGGCCACGGUCAUCAGGACUGCAGCUUCGACCCCGAGCAGAGUAGGCUCUGCGAACCAUGCGUCGAUCUCUGAAUAUCCUAGAACCCCCUCUCCUAAUUUAAGGAGGAAGCCAACUGUGGAUGUCAAUCAAAUCUUCGAUAUGUUAGGGGUGGCGGAUCAUGAAAGUAGCAAACAUGGCAGUGUUGUUGUCAGUAGGGUCAGUGACGACAAUGAUGUCAAUGGCGACCAUGGCGAUGAUAGCAACAGUAACAAGCAUGGUGAUGUUAUCGUCAGGAACGCCAUUGACGACAAGCUUGGUGAUAAUGAUAGUGGAGCUGGUAAGGACAAGGACAAGAGCAGGGGCAAAGGCACUAGGACUUCGAUCCAAUCAAUUCGAGAUAAAAUGCCCAGAGGUAAAGGCAAAAAUAAAGGUACUAAGAAUAGUAAGCCUUCCAGCGGUGCAGCCAAGGGUGAAGUUCCCUUUACUGGGGGUAAAGGUGUCAAAGGCUCAAGAGUUACCAAAACCACGAAACCCAACCCUGGAGUAGAUCCCAUAGAAUUAGCGAGCAGCCGGAGGCUUGUUUUCAACAAGUACAAUAUGAAGGAGGGGGAGAGCAAAAAGAAGGAGAGAGAAAUGGAGUUGGAGAAUAUGAUAGUGGAGGGGGAGCCAUGGGAGACUGAGGUGAGAAAGCGGAAGCCGAUAGAGGAAGGGGAGGAGGAAGAUCCGAUGGAAACUGAUUGA
Molecule: messenger RNA, 1350 nt
Organism: Penicillium atrosanguineum
Lineage: Eukaryota; Fungi; Ascomycota; Eurotiomycetes; Eurotiales; Aspergillaceae
Product: ubiquitin carboxyl-terminal hydrolase
Exons: 2
Coding region: 1-1350 (449 amino acids)
Biological process (GO): protein deubiquitination
Molecular function (GO): cysteine-type deubiquitinase activity
Source: RefSeq, a predicted model, not a curated record